Anas platyrhynchos (mallard) is the source of this 6144-nucleotide messenger RNA. RefSeq names its product iodothyronine deiodinase 2 (gene DIO2). The record is from RefSeq and is a predicted model, not a curated record. Lineage: Eukaryota; Metazoa; Chordata; Aves; Anseriformes; Anatidae. Gene Ontology annotation, molecular function: thyroxine 5'-deiodinase activity. Gene Ontology annotation, biological process: thyroid hormone metabolic process.
GACUCCAGAGGGGAAAGCACUUUGCACCAUAGGCAGAUAGCAAGAGAGAGGGAGAGAGGAGGAAGGCAGGAACAGAGAGGGAGGGAGGGAAAGAGAGAAGGAGGGAGGGAAGGAGGGAGGAACAGAAAGUUUAUGUACAUAAACCUUUUUAAAAAAAUGUAUUGUUGCACCUGGUAGCUAGUUUUCCUGACACAGGAAUGAGAGGUCUGCUCAGUGCUUAAAUAGCUGAGAAACAAUGGGAUAGUGCAGGAAAGUUAACAAUUAACAAUCUCAGCUUAAAUUUUGUAACUGCAGGGAACUGGAAACACAGCUGCCUCUCUCUUCAACAAAAUCAGAAAGUCUCCUGGUUAAGGGAAGAAUUUCUGUUAACUUCUUACUUUCUGAGAAACAGGCAGCUCCGAGUUGAAUGAGUAUCAUGCAGUUACGCUUUUAACCAGGCUGCUCGUAUUUAACCAUCUCUGCUCGUUUUAAAGAAAGAGAGAGACAGAGAGGGGGCAAAGAGGCUUUUAAAAUGCUUUUUACUUUACUUUUCUAAAUGAGGGCACAGGGCAAAAAAGGGAGCUGAAGUCAUCCGGCAGAAGAGAAGCAGCGGGGAAGAUGGGUCUGCUAAGUGUGGAUUUGCUGAUCACGCUUCAGAUCUUGCCGGUCUUUUUCUCCAAUUGCCUCUUCCUUGCGCUCUAUGACUCUGUGAUCCUCCUGAAGCACAUGGUGCUGUUCCUGAGCCGCUCCAAGGCUGCGCGCGGCGAGUGGCGGAGGAUGCUCACCUCGGAGGGGCUGCGCUGCGUCUGGAACAGCUUCCUCCUGGACGCCUACAAGCAGGUCAAAUUGGGAGGAGAAGCCCCAAACUCCAGUGUAAUCCACAUAGCCAAGGGCAGCGAUGGCAGCAGUAGCAGCUGGAAGAAUGUUGGUGGCAAGUGUGGAACCAAAUGCCACCUUCUGGAUUUUGCCGACUCUGAGCGGCCACUGGUGGUUAACUUCGGUUCAGCUACCUGACCACCAUUCACAAGCCAGCUGUCGGCCUUCAGCAAGCUGGUGGAAGAGUUCUCUGGUGUGGCUGACUUUCUGUUGGUCUACAUUGAUGAGGCUCACCCAUCAGAUGGCUGGGCUGCCCCUGGAAUCUCUCCUUCUUCAUUUGAAGUUAAGAAACACAGAAACCAGGAAGAUCGAUGCGCAGCUGCUCACCAGCUCCUAGAGCGCUUCUCCUUGCCACCUCAGUGUCAGGUGGUGGCUGAUUGCAUGGACAACAAUGCCAAUGUGGCCUAUGGGGUUUCAUUUGAGCGAGUAUGCAUUGUGCAGAGACAAAAAAUUGCCUAUCUAGGAGGCAAAGGCCCCUUUUUCUACAAUCUGCAGGAGGUUCGGCUUUGGUUGGAACAAAACUUCAGCAAAAGAUGAAAUCCAUUUCCGAAAGAAGAUGCGUCAACAGGUGUGUCCCUUUAAGGUGAUGUAAAAGGGAAAAAAACAAAAACAAAACACAAAUGAAAACAUGCUAGUUUGAAUAAGGUUUUUCAGAUCAUUGCAGGAGAACACAUUUGAUAAAAAGGUCAAAUGAACAUUAACUAGGAAAAGAAAACUAAAAAAAAAUAAAGAACUAACUCCACAGAAACAUUAUCGUAUGAAGAAAAAUAUCCCACUCUUGCGCUCCCUAUGGGACAGGUGAAGAGGCUCCUGCGAAAAGGUGCUGCAGUUGAGCAGGAAGAGUGGUGAGAUAAGAAAGAGCUGUCUCCCAGAAGAAUCCAUCUCAUGAAGUGUCGGCCCUGGGGUGAGCUGGAAGCUCUGCUGCCUGGAAGACAAUCUAUGGAAAGGCAAUACCGUGCAUUUCAUCAGAAACGCUUCUUUACCCUCCUGUGGCCAAUGCAAGCAACUUUGGAGAAGCCAGGGGCUUGCAAUUACUUUGCAUAGAAAUGCAGUCGAGUGUGGCAAGCCUCCCCUCCUGGUAGAGAUUUUCUUGUUCAGAGACUACAGGAACCACCAUGCAAUGCAUCAUGCAUGCAGAUGGCUGCUCAGAUCAAGAUGAAACAUUGUAUGCUGGUAUUUGUACUCUCUAUGGACACCUCUGCACAGCAUAUUAACUAUGUAAUUCCAUCUACAUAUUUGCAUCCAGUAGGUAGGCCUGUGCCUGCCAAGAAAAAUGUUAAAAUCUUUGAAGUCGUACCAAAAAAGAGAAAGGUGAUCAAAUAAACCCUAUACGAUCCACUUCAAAAACUGAAAAACUUGGACUAUUUGUAACAACACAGUGAGAACCAUUUAGAAGUGGUAUCAUGAGACAAAACUCUCCUGAUGCCAUCUCUCGGUUCUUACAGAAGCGUGUUUAUCAAUAUUCUCUGGUUUUCCUCCCUCUUCCCUCCUCCCCCCUUCCCCUCCCACCCUGAUCUCUUUCUGUCUAGCAAUAGGCUUAAAUGUAAUUUCAUUUUUAGCUUUUAAAAAGUAACUUAUUUCUCUUUCUUUUGUUUUUAUUUUUUAUUUGAGUUAACGACCAUACAGAUGUAUUUUGGCGAUGGGGAAACUUAUACACAACAUACAUUACCUCACUGAAAUGGAAACCUAUCCUGUUAUUUACUUUGUCAAAUGUAGUCAUGCUGAUUUUUGCUGUCUUAGAUGACCCACAUAUAGUUUAUAGAUUCAGCUAGCUUAGUUUAGCUGAAAGUUAAGUGAUUUGCAGCCUCAGAAUUUAUGAGUUGCACUUCUGCUGUUGGAUGAGAUGAUAGUCUGUGUUUCACUCCUGUUCUCAACAGCCUUCUCAGAGAAACAGGGAGGACAAAUAGUGUGAAUCAACAUGAAUAAGUGUAAAAGAUGACAGAAUUUUCAUAAGAAUGGGUUUGAGGAAUUAUUUAAAGUAUCUUUAAAGAGAUGCUGUCAAUUCAGAGUAGACAUUAAAUUUAGAUAUUUUUAAAACAAAAAUAAUAUAAUCAAGCCUGAUGAAAGGGCAUGUUUACAAUGAGCUAAACUGAUAGAGCUGAGAGUGAAAACCCAUAAGAGGAAAUGGACUAUCCAAGUUUUUUCUCAACUUUGGCAGAAACAUGAAACAGAUAAACGGGGUAAGUGGCAAAAAUCAAAUCAGCUCUUUUACUUUCUCAUCCUGCCAGUUAUCAAGAAAAUGACAUAUUAGUACUAACACAGGGAAGAACAGAAAAUGCAUACAUAAAUAUUUUAAUUUUCAAGAUGUCCCCUUAUUUUUUUUUCUUGGCUGUUGGUCAAGUUAGCCAAUAUACAAGAUAUUUGGAAAUGUAUUUUCAAGCACAGAUCUAAAAUAAUGACAGUAACAUGAGUGAUUUCUAUCAUAUUCAAGUUCAUAUUUCUCUUUCUUCUCAUAUUUUCCUUUGCACACUGUUAAGCAUACACAAGUGCACUUAUGUCUGGUAAAGUCUGUCAGAAGAGGGGUUUAAUCAGGCCUUCUGUUGAUCCCUGUUUCUCAGAAAAUGUGUGUGCUUAUGUAUGUAUACAUAUAUGUGAAUAUUGUAUACAUACAUAUAUGCAUAAAUGGUGUCUAAGGCCAAUAAUAAUCACCAUUCUGUCCUUCCAUUCAUUAAUGUUACUAUAUGUCCUUCCAUUCAUGUUACUAUAACUCAUUGCUCAGUAUGAAAGUUUGCUAUACUUUUUCAUGACUAACUGGGAUAUAUAACCAAAAAUUUUAAAUCUAUUAUUGUAAAACCAGUAACAUAGCCAAAUUAUGUAGUUUAUUUAAUCCAGUGUCCUGCCUCUGACUGUAUAGGAUACUUCAGGGGAAGGUGCAAUAAUUUCUUCUGAAUUUUAAUUUUUUUCAGCCCUUGCUAUUUCUAUCUUGUCUAAUGUGAUCACUAAUGUUUCAUCCCUAUGAGAUGCUGAUCCAGAAGUGUGAGACCUAAAUAUUUCUUGAGGUGGUGAAUUCUAAAAUAAUAAUUAAAAAAAAAAUGUUUAAAAACAAAUUAAAACAGAAAAACAUUUGUUUUCAGAUUUGAAUUGGCUGCUCAGAUGGCAUUCUCAUCUCUUCCUCUUGUACGCUAAAGCAGUACAAGCAGGAAUGAUUCCAGUUUUUCUUCUGUAUAUCAGUGCUAUAUUCUACAUAGAAAUUUACAUAGCUAUUGUUUCUUAAGCCAAAACAAUAAUUCACAUUCUUAUACAGGUCCAUAUUCUGUGCCUGUCUCUGAAUCUCUUCUGUUUUCUAUACUCUCCUUUUAUUCAGGUGAGUAAAGCUGUGGACAUUAGUCCAACUGAAAAUAUGCAUUGGUAUACCCAGUACAGCAUCUUUUCCUUAUUAUAUUCUAUUCUUAGUCAUUUGAAACUUCAUAAAUCCAUAGCAACUCCAUAUCCAUUGUAAAGCUUAAACUACUAUGCUUUCUUUCUCUUUCUCCAUCAUACAGAUGAAGUCUCAACUGUUUUAUCUGGGAUUUACCAAAUGCUAACAAAAUGUUUAGCACAGCUGUUGAAACAUACCUUUAGCUCGGAGGAGGAAAUCUGAGUUAGUAAUUCAUUUAGUUAAUAGCCCUUUGUAUAUCUAAAGUCACGGUUAUUUUUCAAGUCCAUUUUCUCCCUCCUUUUGGAUUUCCAUUACUUUGUCUUAGUGCAGUACCUUGUUAUUCAUAGAUGCCUGUUCAUCACAGAAUAUAAAGGAAUUAUAAAACUGGCUGCUCUAAAUGGGAAAUCCACAAGGAUUUUCCACAAGAAAAAAUACACAAUAACUUAAUUUAUUUCUUGGCAGAAUGAAUGCCUUACCUUGCCCAAAAUUUAAAGAUGGUUCAGCCUGACUAUCAAGACAAAAAUAAGUUUUGUAAAUCUUCAAAUUUCCCCAGAAAAUUUGCAGUGAGAAAGAAGGGGAAAUGUUUUGAAAAAGAAAUAGGCUUAAAGCAAAAAAUAUCUUCUGUAAGUGGAUGACAUACAUCCAAGCUCUUCAAUUUUUUGUUGACAAAAUUUAAACAUUUUAGAGGCAAGGUUUUAAAUUAAGCUUCAUACAUUGUCUCUAGUUAAUGUAAGAAGUGGAAGUAUGUCAGACACCUGAAAUUAUCAUAUAACUGGGUUGUUUUGGGUCCAGGUAGAAAUUUUACUAUCUUGCUAGCGUUGUGUUUCACAGUUGGUCUAAUCUACUAUGAGGCUAGGUCCGCUUUUGUCUCUUACUCUCACUGUUUGAGGGCACUAAACCAUAUUACUUGAGGUGCUUCAGUGUGACAUACAUAUCGAGCAACAGCUCACAAAAUAGGUGCCUGAAAGUGUUCUGGAAAGCUUGUGUACAUAAUAGAGACUCCAGUACUGUGCCUCAGCAUUAGUAUGGGAAGCUUCCAGUACUUUCUCAUUUUGAGCAAGGUAAAUAGUUAUUCUGGGCUAUCAUUCUACAUUGUUCUGUGCUUAGCAUCAUUAUUUAGCACUGUAUAAAAUGAAUGUAAAACUUUUUGUACAGAUGGAAACGAUAGCAUUUUGCUGUUGCUUAUGUAGACAAUGACAUAAAUUUAAGGCAGCAGGAAAACAUGCCCUAUCCUUUAAAAGAAGGAAAUAUAUUCCAAAAUAUAUUGUUGAACAACUGUCUGAACACUUUGAAAAUGCAGUCAUUUUUAUGAAGGUGAUCUUGGUGGGAAAACUCACAGAGCUUCUCAAAAAUGUAUCAGUGAUUCAUUCAGGUAUGCAUGGGGAUGGAGGUUAUGUUUCUGUAUGUGUGAAAGUGGCUUUUCUGUGGUGUGGAGUGUAGGUUUAAAGGUUUUUAUGACUUUCAUUCAGUACUAUAACCAAAGCAAUAAGAGGUAUCAGGUAGGGAAUAUUGGCCAGUUUUGUUCAACUCUACACCAUGUCAGUGCUGGAUACACAUUCAGUGAGCUAGGGACCCAGUCUGGAGGCUUCAAAGAAGAAGGGUGGGGUGAGACAUGAAUGCUUGUGUGUUUAUGAAGAGCGCUAACAAAAGAGUAAUUAACUCAGUUGGUGUUCAGAUGCCCUCACACUGGCAUUCUUCUGUGCACCUUAGUGUUUCUGUAUUUAGAAAGGGGUUCUCUUUGGAGUUGUUAAUGAGUUUGCUGGGGUGUAGAUGCCUGUGUGUACUGAUUACGUGUGUGUCAUUGUUUAAAUGUCAAAAUACACUUUGUAGGAGAGCCAGCAAAAUUUUGUUACAAUAUGGUGCUCCAUGAAAUGUGCUUUUUAGAUGUUUUUUUUCCCCUUCUAUUAUAAUAAAAUAUAAAGUAAAAUAUA